UCUGCUGAGCUGUGCUGCUCCUGGGGAGCUGGGGCUCAGUUGCCCUGUGGCAACCUCCUCCAUGUGGGGCCAGGCCAGGGAGGCUGCCAAAGCCAAACCAUUGCUGUGCAACACGGGCUGUGUGCCCUGUCCUGAUCUCAGCCAGAUUGUGACACUCCCAAACUCGCCCUGGCCACGCUGCUCUGCACUGCUGUCAUCUCUUGGGGCUGCUGGGUCUGGGCUGGCACAGCUCUGGAGAGCUCUAGGACACAGGCAAUCCUGAGCAGAGCACAUCUUGACAAAGUCUCCUGGCAACCCCUCUGGCGGGGCUGGAUGACAGCAGGAGCCGCCAGGUGAACCUGAGCCCGCGAGGAGGCGAAACCAGGACRCGCCAUGGGGCAGAAGGUCACGGGUGGGAUAAAAACCGUGGACAUGAGGGACCCCGUGUACAGACCCUUGAAACAGGAGCUGCAGGGGCUGGACUACAGCAAACCCACGCGGCUGGAGCUGCUGCUGGACAUGCCCCCGGUGUCGCACGACGUGCAGCUGCUGCACUCGUGGAACAACGACGACCGCUCGCUCAACGUCUUCGUCAAGGAGGACGACAAGCUCAUCUUCCACCGGCACCCGGUGGCGCAGAGCACGGACGCCAUCCGGGGCAAGGUGGGCUACACGCGGGGGCUGCACGUGUGGCAGAUCACCUGGGCCAUGCGCCAGCGCGGCACCCACGCCGUGGUCGGGGUGGCCACGGCCGAGGCGCCCCUGCACUCRGUGGGCUACACCACCCUGGUGGGCAACAACCACGAGUCCUGGGGCUGGGACCUGGGGCGCAACAGACUCUACCACGAUGGUAAAAACCAGCCCAGCAAAACCUACCCYGCCUUCCUGGAGCCCGACGAGACGUUCAUCGUGCCCGACUCCUUCCUGGUGGUGCUGGACAUGGACGAUGGCACCCUGAGCUUCAUCGUGGAUGGGCAGUACAUGGGGGUGGCUUUCCGAGGACUCAAAGGGAAAAAACUSUACCCGGUGGUGAGCGCGGUGUGGGGCCACUGUGAAAUACGGAUGUGCUACUUGAACGGGCUCGACCCGGAACCCCUGCCCCUGAUGGAUCUGUGCCGCCGCGCUGUGAGGAUGGCCCUGGGCAAGGACAGACUGGCUGAGAUCCCCACGCUGCCCCUGCCAGCCUCCCUCAAGAGUUACCUGCUCUACCAAUGACCCUCCUGGAGCUCUGCCACGGAUCAGAACUGACCCCCAGCGCCGUGGGCUCAAUGCCCAGUGUCAUCCCUGCUGCUGGAGCUCCUUGGCCAAAGCCUUCCUGCUGCUGCUUCAACCCCUCCUGGCGAGCCCUCGAGCAAUUCUGGUUCCUCACUCAGUGCUCUGGAACUUGGAAAUCACAGAAAGAACAUGGACAGAGGCUCUGCUGCUCCUGGAAAAGGCUGUGCUGCAUCCUCUGCCUUCCAGGGAAGGGUUUGCUGUGCCAGCUAAAUAAUAAUCUUAUUAUCGAAGGUUAUUAUCUUUGAUAAUAAUCAAAGAAUAAAAGUAAGAAAAACUACAUAAUAUCAGGAAAGUGAAGGCAUUAGGAGUAGUAGGAAUGUUAAAACCAGGUCCUAAGAGUGGAAAGGCACAGGGUGGCCAGCAGAGUUGGAAAGAGCACAAAGAAUUAAUUGGGGAGUUUUUAAAAACCAAAAAURAGAAGUCCAGCCCCAAGCCCUGCAACAGCAAAAGCAAGAAGCCUUUGCCAGGACACUGUGUGAUGUGGAGGAGGUGUUUUUUUCUGUCUGUGCUGGGAUUUUUCAGCCUGCUCUGUUGCUGUCACACAGGUUGUGACUCCUCCUUUCCUGUUUGUCACCAUUGCCUCUCCUGCUCCAUUCUGUGUUUGCCUCAGUUGAUUCUGCAGUCAGGCUGUGUCUGCUCUGCCUCUUUUCUGACUGGGAAUUGCAGCUUUUAUUCUGGGCUGAUGUGGGAGCAGGACAGAUACAUUUCUGUCCUGGGUAAGCCCAUCCUGAGCUGAGCUUUGUCCCAGCUCCUGUCCCCUGAGCUCUGCCUGCCCUGUCCCUUUAGAGAAACACCUUCAUGUUCCUCUGAUGGCACUGCCAGGGAAUUCUCUCCUUGGCUAAGCUGCUUAAACUCAUCCAAGCCAGGCUUUGUGUGUCAUGGAGCAGCUUAAUCUCGCUGUGGCUGCAGCAGGAGCGGCUCUGUCUGUGCUUGGGGUGGCUGCAGAAAUGCCCUGAGCAGGGAGGAAUUGCAGAGGGUGUGAGCAGAGCCAGGGCUGAUCAUCAGCAACAGCCAGAAAACCCCUCCAGGAGAGAACUGCAAUAAACAGGACAAAAUUCAGGCCAAAUCAGCACAUCCCAAAUAGAUCCCAAAGAGGAUGACACUCCUUUAUCAGCAGGAGCUGCUCUCUUGACCUCUCCACAGGUUACUAUGCUGCCUUUCUGGGGUUAUUUUGCACAUUUCUUUGUAUUUUUUUUUUCUUGAAAAAUGUUUGUGUGAUUGGUUUUGGGUUUGUUUGUUUUCUUUUUUUUUUUUUUUUUUUUUUUUGCUUUUGAGUUAUCCCUUCAGUUUUGUGUAGGUACAAAUGAGUUUAGUUGUUGAAAAUGUUAAUAUAUAUAUUUGUGGUGUAUGUAUAAGAACAUGUUUUAAACAGCUGCUGUAGGGUACCUUUUGGAAAAUAAACUACUUGCAUAGUAUAUUUUUUAAAGCACAGAGUUGGUGCCAAGACUGGGUGGGGUGUGACGUGCCCCUUUUUUAUUCUAAUAUUGUMUGAUUUUUUUCAGUGUAGGGGUUUGUACUCGUUUCUGCUGCAGGGUGGGACACAAAACUCGGUUGCCUUCAACUUGAACCAGUGUCUUCCAGAACUGCAGGGAAGGAGCUGUGUUCUCCCUACUUCUAACACUCUUUGUGCUCCCUCAUUUCCAUCUCUCCUCACUUCACCACCACAUUACUUUGUACAGUUUAAAAUUCUUUCUAUUUUAUGACUGUAGAUAACACUCAGUAACCUAAUAAACUUUAUUAAAUAUUCCUUGGUG
Malurus melanocephalus (red-backed fairy wren) is the source of this 3008-nucleotide messenger RNA. RefSeq names its product splA/ryanodine receptor domain and SOCS box containing 1 (gene SPSB1). NCBI's taxonomy places the organism in Eukaryota, Metazoa, Chordata, Aves, Passeriformes, Maluridae. Gene Ontology annotation, biological process: intracellular signal transduction; proteasome-mediated ubiquitin-dependent protein catabolic process. Gene Ontology annotation, cellular component: SCF ubiquitin ligase complex. Gene Ontology annotation, molecular function: protein binding. The coding region runs from base 373 to 1194 and encodes 273 amino acids. The transcript is spliced from 3 exons. The record is from RefSeq and is a predicted model, not a curated record.